This is a messenger RNA of Lactuca saligna, 744 nucleotides long. NCBI's taxonomy places the organism in Eukaryota, Viridiplantae, Streptophyta, Magnoliopsida, Asterales, Asteraceae. The record is from the annotation of a GenBank genome assembly.
AUGAGCCAAAAGAUGUUCAACAGUGAAGUCGAAGUUGGCAAGUUUCUUGGCAGCAUAACUGUCGUUCAAGAUGCUUAUGGAGCAAUUUCUCAAACUUCUUCCACUUAUCAACUUCACACGAGUCCUUCUGGGAUCAAAGUUUUGGCUUUCAACUGUUUUUCUGAUUAUACGCUUCGUUUUCGUAAUGGAGAAGAUCUGGUUUCAUCAGAUAAGCAUAAAGUCGUUGACUUCGUUUCGACAAACGUCAACCCCAAAUUAUCCAUUAACAAAGUUGUUGUAGAGUUGUUUGAGCUUCCUUUUAAAGAGCUUUCCGAGCUCUCAAAUCAGGUAUAUCUUUACUUUAGCAGAUUCAAAACUCAAGAUCAGAUUCCGUUGGUUGUCACUGGAUGUGAUCUAGGUGGAUACCUCGCCAUUCUUAACACCCUACUACAUCAACAUUACACAGAUUUUGAAGAAUCUAACGGUUCAAAAAUUGUCAAACGUCCGAUUUGCAUAACAUUUGGUUUGCCCCUUAUCAGUAACCAACAUCUCCAAGGCGCCAUCUCUGAACUCCCACAAUGGAAAUCGUCUUUCCUGAAUGUGGUCGCGAAGCCAGAUCUUCUUAUUAGUUUUUUCUCAUCGACUAGUCAAUACAUGUCUUUCGACACUUUCCUUUUCUGCGCAAAAUCAGGUGGGCAUACAGCUUUUGAAGAUCAAGAUAUGAUCUUGGCAUUUCUAGAUGGUAUGGUGUCAUCAAAUGCUUGA